CGCAUGUCGUGCAACACAGCAAUAUUCCGCACUCGCUGGCGUCGAACGAGAACGUCGUCGUGCCGUCGUCCAGGAAGACCUGCGAGCUGUUUGUGAAUAACAGGCGGCAUCCGAACAAGUUGGGAUUGACCUUGGACGUCCUGGCCGGCUUUCCCCAAGGGGAUAUCUGUGAAUGCCAUGUCCAGGCGGAGCAGGAACAGCCGAGCUUGGCGUUAUGUGUGGAGUGGGAUACAACGGGACGCUGAUGCCCGGGCGCUGGUGUUGGCUUCUGAGAGUGAAGAAUGGAGCUAUGACCGCUUGCAGUACAGUGACUCUGACUCUGAAGCAGACUUUCGAACUGUAGUGGUUCCUUCAGUCCCAAGUGCAGUGCCUGUCACUGGAGAGUCCUAUUGUGGAUGUGAUUCCCAGGCUGAAGGCAGUUACAAUUCCCGCCUGCGGGGAUUUCAGAGAGUGAAAGACUGCCACUGUGGAGAGGAUGACCAAGACUUUGACUGGGUCUGGGAUAUCAACGGCCGAUCCACAGCAACGUUAUUAAGCUGCGACAAUCGCAAAGUGAACUUUCACACUGAAUACAGCUGUGGUACAGCAGCCAUCCGUGGCUCGAAGGAGCUGGCUGAUGGGCAGCACUUCUGGGAGAUCAAGAUGACAUCCCCAGUGUAUGGGACAGACAUGAUGGUUGGCAUUGGCACUUCUGAUGUCAACCUGGACAAGUACAAACAUACUUUCUGCAGUUUGCUGGGAAAGGAUGCAGACAGCUGGGGUCUUUCCUACACUGGACUGUUGCAUCACAAAGGAGACAAGACAAACUUCUCUUCCCGAUUUGGCCAGGGAUCCAUCAUUGGAGUACAUCUAGACACCUGGCAUGGAACACUUACUUUCUUUAAGAAUCGCAAGUGCAUUGGUGUUGCUGCCACUGAGUUGCAAAAUAAAAGGUUCUACCCAAUGGCAUGCUCCACGGCAGCUAAAAGCAGCAUGAAGGUAAUCCGAUCCUGCUUUGCAACCACAUCCCUGCAGUACUUGUGCUGUGCCCGCCUGCGCCAGCUGUUACCUGACUGUACAGAUACCCUAGAUGUGUUGCCCCUACCACCAGGCCUUCGUCAAUUGCUCUACAACAAGCUGGGCUGGGUGCUUAGUCUCAAUAAUGGUGCCGCAGAAGAAAGUUCAGAGGGGCCUGAGCCGCCAUCACACAUGCCUGUUUCCCCAUUGGUGGGGCCCUCCUCUGAGAGCGACUCUGAGGGAUGCAGCUCUGACCCCGAGGCCUGUCAAAGGAAGAGAUGUCGCUGGACAUAACUGCCGAUAUGACCAAGAUGCCAGAUGUCCUCCUUUUAAACACUGACAGACUUCAUUCAAGUGUUCUCUCCCUGCCACAUGGUGUCUCCUCACAAACAUGUUAACUCUGUAAUAGUGAAGAGGAAACUCGUAUGGUGUGGCAGAGGGAGUGGUGAGUGGAAGGCAGAAAAAGUGUUGGUAAUUGUUCUACUGGCACAUUUCUUACAUGUUGUUCUCUUAUGCCAUUUGAAAACCAGUUCAUUGUCUUGAUUCUCAUAAUAUACUAGAAGUAUUCGAACUACCUUCAGUAAUCUCUUAAGUGAGAAAAAAUGGGUUAUCUUUUUUUAGUUUUUUUUUUAAUUAUUAGUCAGUUGGUGGUGUUGGCGUUUUGCUUGUCAUUCAUGACGAUGGAGAUAGCGAUGCUGUUUAAAGAUGGAAUUGUGCAAUGUGACAACUGAGGCUUGGAUGUCCAGCCGAAUUUCAGUGCAAAUUAUGGUAUGUAUGCAAAAAGCAUUUGGGAUCAAUGUUUCCUGAAAAAAGAUAGAGCAUAGCUCUACUACUUUCACCUUGUUUUGAAAUAGUGUGUAUUUCUAUCUACUGUGAUGCUGGCAGAGCAUCAUCUAAUUUAUUUGUCAUCCAUAUUAUCAUGGGUAUCAGUAAUUCUUUGAGAUUGCUGAACCAAAAUAUCAGUGGAACACGUUCAUUUUGCAUUAUGUGACACGGACAGGAAGGAAGUGAUGUGUUAUAGGUCAAAUCAUAUUGUUUCUCGCUCUCGGCACUUCCUCUUAAAAAAGACUUAACUUUCAAAAUGUUCAAAUGAUGCAAAGCUUCUGAAACCUUAGAAUAAGACAAAAUUAGUGUUCGUGUACUGUGGAGCUUGUUGUCCUUCUGAAAUUAGCAGUUUCUUGUGUGCUCUGUUUUAUAAUGGGCCUUCCAUCACCUCCAACCAUUUUAUACAUUUCAGGCUAAAUGAAUCUCACAGUCCAAUAUUGUCUGGGUUAGUUUUUCAAGCGGUGCUCACAUGGUUUGUAUAACAUUAGACAUGUUUGCCAGCAGCUUUUGAAAAGCCUAGAAAAUUCAUGAAAGUAGCCAUUUGCUUAUUAGACGGUCUGUAUAAUGUUUAUUUAAAGACUAUACGGUUCAGUAUAACUUAAAAUUCCAAUCAUGAAAUACUACACUGUCAAUCUUCUAUGAGAUUUCUCAGACACGAGAUUGUGAUUUGAUGAUAUCAAGGAAUCUGCUCCAGCUCUAUUACACCUCUUAUUACCUUUUAAAAGUGCAUACUUUUUUUGAUGGAACUGAUCUGAAAUAACAAGAAUAAUCAGAAAAAAAUGAAAUGUGUAACCAAAUUUUUUAAUUUUUUUUAGCAAGGACUGUAUUUCAGUUCACUUAUGGCCUUGUUCCAUUUUACUUUCCAAUCCAUUAAAUGUUCACAAAUCAAAGAAAAACUUGGGGGAAGAGGAAGUUGCCAGACCGGGGUCAACUUGUAUUCACACAUAAUUCUGUGUGUUUACUCCGUCGUGCUUGUCGUGCCAUAUGGGUGGUGUUUACUGCAUCUGGAUUGGUUAAAAUGGUGUCACAUCAGUUGUUAAUCUGAAAUGUACAUUAAACCCAAGGCUCAGCUCAGCGUUUUCGGUUUUUAUUUUUCAAAGCCAUCCAGCAUGCCAAAUUUCGCCACAAGAGGACACUGUUACUUAACCUCACAUGAACAGGAACAAUUUUUGGAUACGUGGAAACUUAAAAUCCAUGUGAAAAUCAGUUUAAAAAUCUGGGUAUUUUUCGGUGAAAAUCGGUAAAAACCGAAAACGCUGAGCCUCAACUAAACCUCAAGUAUUCUCUCUUAUCCUUCAUAUUCUGCUACUCGUUAUGUUGUCCUACGUGGUAAACCCCUACUGACCUGGUACCAAAGUCAGCAAAAGAAAACUGAAACUAUAAAAUGUAUGCGGGAAUACACUUUGACCCAGUUCUGGAGAGACACACAGUAUGCCGUCAGUCACUACAGUGCACAAGUAAUUUGGAAGAGCCUGAGCCAGCGAACCUUUGUACCUCCUCGUGAAGGUUUUGCCUCAGCUGACUAGUACAAACAUUUCAGACACUGUGCAAUCAUGCAUUAUGAGUAGAUCUUCAGGUGGGGGGGGGGGGUGUCAAAGAACUGGCAAUUAUGGCAGCAGUGGUACCAGGAAAUGAUGUACUAGUACCUAUGCUCAAUAUUGAUGUUGUCUGAAAAGGUCUAGCAACAACAAGCAAUGUUUAAUUUCUGUCAUUCAGGCCCCCCAGGCUCUGUGGCUUGAUGGUCGCAUUAGAUGCUUUCAGUUCUGUCAUGUUGUCCAGUUACGUUGUGUGAGCACCUUCCUUGCAAAUCCAGUAAAGAGACUGUUGAGAGGGCAGCUGCUGCGGUAAUCCAACAGAUGUGUGUUUUCACUGUAUAGUUGUCUCUCAUGCUAUGCAUCAAAGCACUUCUUUGCUUACUGAUAAAUUGUACAUAUAAAAGCCUAACGGUUCUUCAAAACCACGUCAUGUUAAUACUAUGUGUGUAGGCCUUUACUUGCCUCUCUGUUUAUCUAAAGCAUGGCCUUUUAAACUGACAAUAAAGCGAUAAAGUGAAAUAUGCAGACAUAGGAGGCUGUAACUGCAGAUGGUCUUAAUAAAUCAAGAAUUAAG
Lampris incognitus (smalleye Pacific opah) is the source of this 3930-nucleotide messenger RNA. It is a transcript of the gene spsb3a, whose product is annotated as splA/ryanodine receptor domain and SOCS box containing 3a. The transcript has 7 exons. Gene Ontology annotation, biological process: proteasome-mediated ubiquitin-dependent protein catabolic process. Gene Ontology annotation, molecular function: protein binding. The record is from RefSeq and is a predicted model, not a curated record. The coding region runs from base 178 to 1290 and encodes 370 amino acids. Gene Ontology annotation, cellular component: SCF ubiquitin ligase complex. Lineage: Eukaryota; Metazoa; Chordata; Actinopteri; Lampriformes; Lampridae.